AUGGCCUCAGUCUGGAAGCGUCACCCCCGCUAUUCAAUUUUCUUAGUCGUCUUUCUACUGGCGACGUGUUUCAUACUCGUUCCUCUUGGGCCGUACGAGCCGCCUUUCGAACACAUGCCAUUCGACGACGCCACGCCCCACGUUGACCAGCGCUUUGCUCUGUCAGAGGCUUUUUAUGAGAAAGCACUGAAGGGUCGAGCGGCACUGUUGAAGAAGUUUGGACCGCGCCCAGAGGACGUUGAAACGUUUCCCGACCAUGACAAGCCUUACACUAUAUGGAACUUCUUCCCAGCUGCUUUCAACUGCCCAUACGAGGUACGACACCUUGGUACUCUCGCUGAUGGCGGCAAGUGGGUCUGUGGCCUUUCUCGUCUAGAAAGAGAGCCAGAUUGUGUUAUAUACUCUUUCGCACUGAUUUGCGCCGACCCUACUGGUACCUUUCGCGCCCUUGAUAUUUUGAUGAAAGGUAUUAGCGGUGAUUCUACAUUUGAAGCCGAGCUUUUGCAAAACACCAAACAUUGCAAAGUGUGGGGAUACGAUUUCUCCGUCAAAGGUUUCGCUAGUGACAUACCGGAAUCCGAGAGAUGGCGAACCAACUUCCAUGCGUAUGGAUUAGCUGGCAAAAACAAACCUGCGACCGGUAACGAUCCAGCAAUGUAUUCAUUGCAGACUUUGAUGGCUAUGAAUGGUCACAAUCACAUCGAUCUUUUGAAAAUUGAUAUUGAGGGUUGGGAGUUUGAGACUCUCGAAGAGCUCAUUAAGCCCUACUUACUCUCGGGCGAGCCAUUACCUUUCGCGCAGUUGCAACUCGAAAUCCAUGUAUGGGAUAUGCCGUUUGCGUCAUUUUUAAAGUGGUGGGAGAUGUUGGAAACCGCUGGGUUAAGGCCGUUCUGGACUGAGCCCAAUCUUGUAUAUGUUGACUAUGCUAAAGCCACCCCGAGUCUGACGGAGUAUUCGUUCAUUAACAUCAAAGGCGACAAUGUCUUGACAAAAGCUGCCACGUUGCCCAGGCCUCCUCCUCGCCAUCCUCAUGGACCAUAAAGCGUCACAGAUCUACAGUAGAAAUCUCUUACAUUUGCACCUAUGGACUAAUUCUAAGUAUUUACUUCAUAAACUUGUACAGGAAUCUUACAGCAUUUUCGGACUCGAACCUUGAACUCUAAAAUCAUCUUUUUCUGAAUUCGAUUGCUGUACAUAGCUUGAUCAAUUGUCCUCACUUAGCGAGCCUUAGGACUCCUUGAAUGUUGAAACUCUCGGCGGGAACCGGUGAAAUCAAAAAUUCAAUACCCGGGCUGUGACUACUUUUGAUGUUCUGCGUUUCGCUUCCUUUCUCUUCCAUACCAUAUGAGCAAGCUGUGAUAGUCGUUCUUUGGUGACGUGCUUUCAUACUCAACGGGCGUAGUAGUGGUACCUAUUCGAUUUUUGGAGAUUCGCCGUUGUGUCAGGAAAACCCGUGUACAAUCAUUUAUAUACCACGACCAACAUGAAUUUUGAUUGAGCGAGCAAUACUCUU
Messenger RNA from Lentinula edodes (shiitake mushroom), 1513 nucleotides. RefSeq lists its product as uncharacterized. The coding region runs from base 1 to 1041 and encodes 346 amino acids. NCBI's taxonomy places the organism in Eukaryota, Fungi, Basidiomycota, Agaricomycetes, Agaricales, Omphalotaceae. The transcript is spliced from 7 exons. The record is from RefSeq and is a predicted model, not a curated record.